Molecule: messenger RNA, 1179 nt
Organism: Penicillium salamii
Lineage: Eukaryota; Fungi; Ascomycota; Eurotiomycetes; Eurotiales; Aspergillaceae
Source: the annotation of a GenBank genome assembly
AUGCUGACCAACUUUCUGGGCUGGAUUCCUCUUCUCUUUGAGCCCCUCGCCGACUUCGUUCCUCUUAUACAACCCCAAGAGCGUCUGCGGGCGCAGUCUGAACAGCGACCUUGGCAGCAGAUCAUUACAGGUGUCUAUGGUCGCCCACCUCUCUUGAAGAUACAUGACCGUGAUGGCGUUGUCAGUUGGAAGUUUCACCGUGACAAUGUCACGCAACAACUACCAGAAGAUGUCCACAAAUGCCUUUUUGCUCACGCCAACGACGCAACCGAGCUGAAAUACAUGAAUAAUGGCACUAGUGUCGGUGCUGUUUACAGCGAUCUCGCCCUGGUUGUCAACCAUACGCCCCAAAACCCCGCCACAGAUAAGCUUAUAACCUUUGCACUUUGCAGAAGGAACGAAGUCUUGUGGAAUGCGCACACCCUUGAGCCCCUACCCGGUAACUUAUUGGCUGUUGGUACGACCGGCCAACGAGCCUGGGAUGGUAUCCUUGUCUACAAUGCAAGCGCAGCCAACGAUCUUGUUGCCAAUCCCCCUAUCCUCCAGAAUAUCACCGGUCUACGAGCUAUACACGGUCUGAUCUGGGACGAGCAAGGGCAGAUGCUAUGGGCAGCUGGUACAGACGCUGCAGCAGACGGAAGCGACCCAGUGCCCGCUUAUGGCACUAUUGUGGGAUAUCCUUGGAACGCCACAUCGGGGUUACUAUACAAAGAUGAUCGCUUUGUUUACAAGCUACCUGAGGCGAAUACAAUUGAGGCUGAAUGGGGCAAAGGUUACCCUUGGUGGGCUGGCUUGCAUGAUCUCGUACCUAUUCCUGGUCAGCGAAAAUUCCUGGUGUCAGAGGAUCGCGGUCUCCACGCCUUUGAUAUCGAAACGGGUCAGUUCACAGAGCAUUACGAGAACGUCACCAAGAAAUAUCUCCAAGGGUUUGAGGUAACCACUGAUGAUCGUCACGGGUAUGCCGGUAACGGUCAGUGGGAGGAGCUCCCACAAUCAGACCUGAAAAGCUUCAAUGUCGCACCCGAUGGGAGCUUUAUAUACGUUCAGUCGCUGUGGACAAAGUUUCGCGGGUUCCAUACGAGUCUUGUCGAACAAGGUAAAAGACGAAAGAUCAAUAUCGGCGAUGAGAUAUACAGGUCACGAUGGUUUGGAAAUCUAGAUGGUUGGCCAAAGCCUUGA